This is a messenger RNA of Alligator sinensis (Chinese alligator), 1524 nucleotides long. RefSeq names its product secretory carrier membrane protein 4 (gene SCAMP4). Gene Ontology annotation, cellular component: trans-Golgi network membrane; recycling endosome membrane. The record is from RefSeq and is a predicted model, not a curated record. NCBI's taxonomy places the organism in Eukaryota, Metazoa, Chordata, Crocodylia, Alligatoridae. Gene Ontology annotation, biological process: protein transport. The transcript is spliced from 7 exons. The coding region runs from base 483 to 1172 and encodes 229 amino acids.
GCGCCGCUGCCGCUGCCAUGUCCUAGCGCCCGGGACCCGCCCGCUCCAGCCGGUGAGUAACGCGCCCCGCCGGCUCCAGCGGCCUCGGGAGAGGGCUGCGGCGCCGCCUGGGAGCCCCCGCGGGUCCCCGACAUCCAGAGCUACCUCCCCCCCUCCGUGUGCACCGCCUCUCGAGGCUGAAACCAAACCGAUCCGGUUCCUGCGGGCCCCCCAGCAGGGCACCCCGUGAUGAGGGGUGGGGGCCCGGUGAGGGCCGCCGAGAGGCCCGUAUAGCUUUGAAACGUGGGGGGCCUCCGCGACCCCUCGCCUGGCCGUGCAAGGGCACCGGGCACCCCGGCGUGGGGCUCACGGCCACGUCCCCGCUGAAGAGCCGAACUUACAGCAGCCCCGUGGCCCGGACCCUGCUCAGAGUUGGCGUUUCCUGAAAUAAUAAGUCCGCUUCUGUCUGAUCAAAGCUUCUCCAGGGACCAUUUCCAACAAAAAUGGCAGAAAAGGUGAAUAACUUUCCACCGCUCCCGAAAUUUAUUCCUCUGAAACCUUGCUUCUACCAGAACUUCGCUGAUGAAAUCCCCAUAGACCAUCGGACUCUGGUGAAGAGAAUCUACCAUUUAUGGAUCUUUUACUGCAUCACGCUAUUGGUGAAUCUUAUUGCCUGCCUGGCAUGGUGGCUUGCUGGUGGUUAUCCUGUCAACUUUGGCUUGGCCAUCCUUUGGCUUGUUCUCUUCAGCCCUUGCAGUUACAUAUGCUGGUUCCGACCCGUAUACAAAGCCUUUCGGUCCGACAGCUCCUUUAAUUUUAUGGCCUUUUUCUUCAUCUUUGGCGCCCAGUUUAUUCUCACCUUCAUACAAGCGAUUGGUAUCUCUAGAUGGGGAGCGUGCGGAUGGUUAGCAGCAGCUACUUUUUUCAGUACCAACGUUGCAGCUGCUGUGUUCAUGCUGUUUCCUGCCAUCAUGUUUACAAUGUGUGCGGUUGCAAUGUUCUUCUGUCUCCUAAAGGUGCAUAAAAUCUACCGAGGAGGUGGUGGAAGCUUUCAGAAAGCCCAGGAUGAGUGGAACAGUGGCGCUUGGAAGGACCCCCCGAGCAGGGAAGCUCAGUACAAUAAUUUUUCUGGAAACAGCCUGCCAGAGUAUCCCACAGUGCCCAACUAUCCCACAGGAAAUCAAUGGCCUUAAACAGCAAGUGGCUGUCAUGCUGUCUGGAUCAUCUCUUCUCUUGGUCUCUUCAUUAUUAUCAUUAUCAUCAUCAUCAUUAUUAUUUGAAAAGGUCAUUUGCAUUUCCCCCCCCCCCCCCCAUCUUUGGGUGUUUUGUUUUUUGGGGUGUUUUUUUAAUCCCCUCCUCAUGACUGCAAAUGAUCUGUGCUGUCAGCCUGUGCUGCAUCUAGAGCUUUGUAUGUCACUGUUGGAACAUUUCAUUUUGUGCACAGUUGCCAGUAUUCACCUUGUUGCAGACCAAGGAACCAGUCACUGCCCUUGCUUGGGGAAUCUGUCAAUGGUCAUAUGUGGAAAAGGCUGACUAUCCCCAUCA